This is a messenger RNA of Hippocampus comes (tiger tail seahorse), 1565 nucleotides long. Its product is annotated as serine/threonine-protein kinase Nek2-like. Gene Ontology annotation, biological process: protein phosphorylation. The transcript is spliced from 6 exons. Bases 112 to 1116 code for a protein of 334 amino acids. Lineage: Eukaryota; Metazoa; Chordata; Actinopteri; Syngnathiformes; Syngnathidae. Gene Ontology annotation, molecular function: protein kinase activity; ATP binding. The record is from RefSeq and is a predicted model, not a curated record.
GGGAAAAACAGACAUACUGGCACAGAAAAUGUAUCCCAAAUUAAAUUCUUGAUGAAUUGAAACGGCCAACAAAGUUUCCAUGCAAAAGGGUCAAGAAAGAGGCUGCAUUGUAUGGAAAAUGUCGACUUGCUGAGGUUGCUCACCUUAGCAAAUGACAUCAACAUGGCGUCCAUACUCGCCGGAUACGAUGUGCUUUACACAAUUGCAAUGGGUUUCCAUGGAAGAUGCCAGAAGAUACGACGGAAAUCUGAUGGAAAAGUUCUGGUCUGGAAAGAGAUGCAUUACGACACUUUGACCGAGAGUGAGACGCAGACGCUGAUCUUGAAGCUGAACUUCCUCAAGAAGCUUAAGCACCCAAACGUUGUGAGAUGUUACGGCUGCAUCGUCGACAGCGCCAACACUAAGCUCUACAUUGUGAUGGAGGACUGCACCGGUGACACCCUGGCGAGCCUCAUUGCCUCUGCCUCAAGGGAAAGGCGUCAUUUGGAUGAACGAUUCAUCCUGCGAGUCAUUGCCCAGCUCACAUCAGCCCUGAAAAAGUUUCACAGGAAGAGUAACGGCAGGCCCGGCUUCCUUCAUCACAAUUUGAAAGCAAACAACAUCUUCCUGGACAGCGAGCAGAAUGUCAAACUUGGAAAGCCCUCUUACACGUCCGCGGAAAGUGACAUCUGGUCACUGGGCUGUUUACUGUACGAGCUGUGUACUCUAUGCCGUUAUUUUCCUACCCCGGACCCAAAAGUGCUUGCCGAUAAGAUGCCAGCAGGGACUUUGAGAAGAGUCCCGGGACAGUACUCUGAGGAACUACGAAUGCUGCUCAACAACAUGCUCAACUUGACGGACGACCCGAGACCAUCGACGGACUCCAUCCUCCAAAGCAACCUGCUGGCUGAAGCAGUCGGGGAGGAAGAGAAGAAGGGUCAGCUUUGGCUUCAGAGGCGUUUAGAAAAAGCAGAGAGGAAUAAGAGGGUUUGCUCUUCUCGUAAAAAUAAGGAAAACCUCGCACCCGGUCAUCCACAGCUCGUCAUGCUUCACAACAUUGCUCGGAGGCUCCAGACAGACGAUCGGCUCGCAAGCCGAGUGGACAAAGGCCGGUGUGUCUGUGGCCUCCGAUUCUGACAGAAUUGAAAUGUUUGUUUGUCAUUUGUAAAUGUAAGUAAUAAAAAUACUAACCUUGAUUGUUUUGUCAAGGUUGCAUGAAUGGAACUAAGACUGAAGUGUUUUAAUGGAUUUCAGACAAAAGAACGGUUACAUAGAACCGCGUGGCCUUCGGCAGCAGCAGAAGUGAUUUACCCACGCAGGAUACCAACAGAGUGCAAAGAGUACAUGUUCGUCAUCGGUGUAGUUUGUACAUAUUUAAUGUAAGCAGGAAGAACAAUGUGAGCGCUUUGAACAAUACAAGGGAAGCACAGAAUAGUUCAUAAUCUUACCAUCGAGUCACUUCUGACACUUACAUGUCGAGCACAUUGUGUGGAGCUAUGCCGUGUUUUUUCUUUUUGUUUGGAAUGCCGCCAGUUGUCAAGAUCCAAAUUGUACCUGGGCUGUACGUGGUAACUUUUUUUUUCCUA